AUGGUUCAUUACAGAGACUCUGAAGACGUCAAAGCAAUGUCUCAUUCAUCCAGCGGAUAUGCCUUAUUGGACAAUGCUCACGAAGAGGAUGAAGAUGUAGAUACACUUCUUCGUCAAUUAAACGCUGAAGGAGAAUAUCCUAACCCUGAUAAUUCCUUGACUGCAGCUGCAGACGAUGCAAUUUCAAAUACUUCUCCACUGCUCAAUAGCUCCCCAACAAAGCCAUUAAAUUUUCCACGAAUGAACCCUAAAACGAAGGAAUUUAAUUCCAGCUCAGAUACAUAUACUAGUGAACAGGAGGCUGAACCUGUAGAUGAAGCUUCUGAUGUUGAUCAUAAGACCCUGUUUGAUCGGAACUUCAGCUUUGAAGAAAUGGAAGAUGCUUCCAAAACUGUUCAAAUAAAUCAUGUAAAACCUUCUCAACUGGAGCUUGAAAACUUUUCUACUGAAACACCCAUCACUUCAGCUGUGGAAUUAACAGCGCAAACUGAACGUUCGAAAAUCAAUACAUCACCAAGUAAAUCUAUUAUGAAGAAGAAUACCCCAUCAGCUUCACCCACAAAGAAAAACGUUGUAUUCACAAAACGUACACCUGAAGUACAUCAUUAUGAAAAGAAAGACGAAAUUACAUUGGACGAAGAUGAGUAUAUCAAUAUAGAUGAUGGCGAUGAACACGAGCAACAAAGUGGUUAUACUUGGAAUUCAUUACCAAGAAAUGGUGAUAAUUACUCAUCAUCUGAUGAAAGUAGUACACCACCAAGUCCACCCCCCCACACAACUAAUAAUUUAACAGCUAUUAAAGAUUCUGAUUCUGAAGAGCCUGAAGAUAUAAGUCCUCAAGAUUUGAAAUCUAUAAAAGAAAAGAAGAGUUAUAGUAGCUUGACAUUUAAUGAAAAAUUGGAUAUGUUCUUAGCUCGUAGUGAUGAAGGGUCCAAUAAAGCUAAUUCUGAAGCUUUGGAUGAUCACUUGAAUGAACUACAUGCAUCUAGAGCUUCACAGACUGAUUUAAAUAUACAUCAUCUCUCGUUGGACUUACAGACCCAACAAGUUCACAAUAUUGAAAACCCGUUAAACUCUUUAUCGAGGUCUGAAGAUGUUGAAUUAAAAUCAGGAAAUACCUCAAGAUCUUCUAUACAAUCACUUAAAGAUGACGAUAGAGUGUUGGAGUCUCACAACAUUAAUACGAUUUCCAAGAGUGUUGAAAUGAAUGAUGGAAUCAAAGGUUUCUCUGAUCAUAUGGUUGAAUCAUUAAUUCCAAAUGAAAAUAAUAUUGACAACAUUGAAAAGCCAAGUGACAUAAAUGAGGCUGAACUGCCACGUAUUGGUAGCUUAGAUAGACAAUUUGUUGACUCAUCCAAUGAUGAAUUUCAUGACUCGUUUGAUCAAUCUUACAAUAAUACCGAACAGUCCAUUAUGGAUCUUUUAAAGAAGUCUCAACCUCCAGUUUUAGAAUCAUACGUACCAUCUAUUGAAGAUUCAAUUUCAGCUCAAGGUUCUAAGUCAAAUGAUCAGUUCUCUGAUCCUGAGGUAAAGAUUGAAAAUGAAGACGAAAAGUUAAUAACGAGUAUUAAGAGUGAAGAAAAUGACAUAAUCCCUACUAAAAUUAAAGAGGAAAAUUCUCGUGAAAUUGAAGAGUCCAUUCAUAUAUUUAAUAUACCAGGUGUUCCUACUGCAGUGAAAUCGGAAGUGGAUCCAAACCCUGAAUUCAUUAAACGUGAAACCAGCGUACAUACGUUACUUCCUGGUGAUUCAGACCACGUUGAUUCAAAAGAGAAGGUUAUUUUGCAACCAGAACCUUUAAAAGAAGAACUUCCAAAGGAUGAAGAUGAUCAGGAUGAAUUUGAUUCAUUGAUCGAUAAGUCUGCUCAGUUCUCUUUAAGAGAUCAUAUUGAUAGUGAUUGGAAAUUUGAAGAUAGUAAUGAUGGAGACAGAGAAGAUAAUGAUGAUUAUACUAAUAAUGAUAUUACCCAAGAAAUCCUUGUCUCUACUAAGGAAGAUACCAAUAUUUCGACCAAUGGAAAUGUUAACGACGAUAGGGUUUUAUCGCAUUCUUCAUCAAGAGAAGUCCCAUCGGUUUUGACAUCCGCAAAGGAAUCGAAGAUUAUUGAACAAGAUCAAACUUCAAUAAGCAACAUUAAUUUGAAAGACAUCGAUAUGGGAGUAGCUUCAAAACAAUUCAUCAAAGAUACUACUGAUCUGAGAGAUUUGAAAAUAAUUCCUGCAAACCUGUCAGAGGAUGCCAAGGAAAAGUUGGAUAAUAACAUUAAUGAAAUUGACACCAUGCCAAAUUUGAAAUCUGAAGAACCUGAAAAUAAGAUAAUUGGAGUCUCAGUUACAGAAAAGCAUGACUCGGAUCUUAAUUUGAAAAAUAGCUUGGUGAUUCCAAAGGUUGAGUUGUCAUCGAGCUCUAAAGAAAUUGUUGACGAUUCACAGGAAUUGGCAGAUGGUGCAAACGAUAAUGACGAAACUUCCCAUUCAAACGAUGUUCAUUCUGAUUCAAAGUCAAAUACUAAUGUUGAAGCUUCAAAUUCUUUAGAGAAUUCUCAGCAUUUGGCUCUGGAUUCAAAUGAACUUUCAUUGCUAUUUUCUGGUGAUGAAAGAUCGCUUGGCAAAAAGAAGCGGAUUCUUGAAGUGGAUUUAUCUCCAAAUGUAUCCGCGGACCCCGACCAUAUUGAGGGUAUUUCCUUAGCUCCCCCUAAGAUUAAACUGCCACUCGCAUCUGAUUUCAGUAAAGAUGAAGUUCUUCAAUCCGAUCCAAUUCCAUUGGAACUGACGCAUAUCUCAGAACCUGAAAACGUACUUCAGGAAGAAGACACUUCGGACGUUAAGCAGUUUAAUGAAUCUGUCGAUGAAGUACUUGCAAACUCAACAAACAUCGCAAUUACUGAAGAUAUUACAUUGCCUCCGGUAGAAUCUAACAAUUACUCUUCCUUUGAAGACAUAACCAAGACUCUAGAUCAGUCAACAAUGUCAUUCGAAGAUUCACUCUCUGCGGAACAUGAUAAAGUCGUCAAACCAACCAAUUUCAUCUCCAUAUGGCAUUCUCAAAAUAAGAACACACAUAAACAACAAGCCACAAUGAAUUGGAAGGAACAACUGCAGCAAAAUAUUCAUAUACCAGCAUCAUUGCAACCAAAGAAGUUCAAGGAAGUCAAUGUAAUAACUAGGCGUGUUGUUAGUCCAGGAUUUGAAGAUUUGAACGUUUCUGGAUUCCUUCCAGAGUUAUCACAGGAUUCUGGUUUUGAUGAUAUCAAGGGUAUUGUGCUGAGUAGUAGAAACGAUAAUUCGCAAAUAUCUUCUCAAAGUGAAUCGGGAGAAAUUAAUACCAAAAAGCUCUUACCUGACAUUAUUGAACCCGUGGAAAUUUCUGAAAAUGUCUUACCAAAGUCAAGAUUAAGACCUCCAAGCGCCAGCUUUAAACCUGUUGUUAGAGUAUCAAGGUUCAAAGUUCCAUCAUUUGAAAUCAAGAGAUCUUCCUCCAUCUUGUCUCCUAGAGAUCAAUACAAUGAUAUAUUUGCCGAUACUGUCAAAAGAACACCUACUAUUAAGGGACAAGGUAUGAAGACUUUGCCAAGUAUGGACAAGGAAGAUGUACAAAGAAUUCUCAGUACAAAAAGAAUUAUUAGUCAAGAGGAAUACUCUAGAUUCAAGUUAGUUGGAAAUACAAAGAAAGGGACUGUUGUUGAACCGGAUGAUGUAUAUGACCACUUGCAGCAAGAAGCAUCUAUUCAUGAUGCUCAGGAUGACGAAAGUGUGGCAUCUCCUCCUGUAUCACGGGAACCAAGAGAUGCACCACUCUUGCCACAUUUGGCGGAUGAAUUGCUUAGAAUUCCUAGUGCAUUACUUUCUAAGGAUCAAUUCUUCAAAGAAUCUGAAUUUAGCAGCCCUGUUCGUGCAAAUGUGGAAAACAUUAGUUCCGAUACAACUGCAUCGGGCGUAAGUUCUAUAAUUUACACCAAAAAGAAUUUCCCACACACUCUUGAACCAAAGCAACAACUUUUCCCAGAACCGGACCCUGAAUUAUGUACUUCUCCGAAUGAAAAUAUUUUCAAAACACCUCCUCAAAAUCUAACCAUUGAAGAUAACCUGUGUGCUUUCGAGGACGAAAUUGUUCAGAAUAGAUUAUUGCACUAUGACUCUCCCAAGAAGCCAUCAAACAAACUGGGACCUUCAACUCCGGUCAGAGGUUCAUUUUCAGUCACUCCAAGUCCCGUGAAAAGCAAGAAGGCUUCGCCUAUUAAGAUAGGUUCUCCAAUUCGACUUGUCAAAAAUGAGGCUGGUGUCACUUCAGUAGAACUCCAAUCAUCGCCUAGAAAAUUGGCUCCAGAGACUUUUACAGGUCAUGACUUGAGUUAUGGAAAAUUAAGAGACGGUACAGCUGGUCAAUCUCAGCUUGCAACAGUGGCUGUGCCAUCAGUCUCCACUCACAACUCGGAACCAACUGCCUGCUCAUCAGAUGACAGGUUUAAGUUUGAUCAUCGUGGUGGUCAAAGAGAUGCUUCAAAUAAGUCUGCCAAAGCACCAUUAAGUGAAAGAGGAAGAUUAUUUUUGCGGGUGGUGGGCCUCAAGAACCUUGACCUACCCGACCUUCAGGGACGUAAAGCUGAAUUUUCGAUGACUUUGGACAAUGGUGUUCAUUGUAUUAAAACCCCUAAUUAUAAGUUGGAUCGCAAUCACAUUGAAAUUGGUAAAGAGUUUGAAUUGACUGUUGGUAAUUCUUUGGAAUUUAUAUUGACAAUGAAAGCAUCUUAUGAAAAACCUAGCGGUAAAUUAGUUGAAGUGAAGGAGAGAAGGAUUGUUAAACCAAAAAAUAAAUUCAGCAGAAUCUUUGGUAAUAAAGAUAUUAUUACAACUACAAAGUUUGUUCCUGUCGAUGUGAAAGAUUCUUGGGCAAACAAAUUCGCUCAAGAUGGCUCAUUCGCAAGGUGUUAUGUUGAUUUGGAUCAAUAUGAAGGUAAAAUAACUGGUAAGGUUAGCAAUUUCGACAUCACAUGUUUCAAUGAAUGGGAAACUAUAGUUGAUCGAAACGGCGAAAGAAUCAAAUGCAAACCAUAUAGAAUUGGACAACUCGAAGUUAAAAUGAUGUUCAUUCCCCGAACUUUAGAGCAAGAAGCCCUUCCUUCAAGUAUUAAGUCGGCGUACGAAAGUAUAAACUCAUUAAAGAAUGAAUUAUCAUUACAAAAGGAAGGAUAUAUGUUUCAAGAGGGUGGAGAUUGUGACAGUUGGAAGAGGCGAUUCUUUAAAUUAUCAGGAACUUCAUUGAUAGCUCAUAGUGAAUAUUCUCAUAAGACUCGCGCCAAGAUUAAUCUUGCAAAGGUUGUUGAAGUAAUGUAUAUUGACAAUGAAGAUAAUCAUGGAAAAUACAGAAAUUUCAGUGAAGUUAUGCUUAUGGAGCAUUCAUUUAAGGUUAGGUUUGGUAACGGAGAAAUUAUUGUCUUUGGUGCCCCUAAUAGAGUUGAAAAAAUGGAAUGGAUAUCCAUCUUUGAAAAGAUAAUUCACAGAAAUAAAUUUAGAGUUCAACCAUGGGUCAAAAUUAUGAUGGAAUACAAUAAUAUGGAGACAUUAGAUGUUUCCAUGCCAAGAUAA
Molecule: messenger RNA, 5586 nt
Organism: [Candida] anglica
Lineage: Eukaryota; Fungi; Ascomycota; Pichiomycetes; Serinales; Debaryomycetaceae
Source: the annotation of a GenBank genome assembly